Molecule: messenger RNA, 954 nt
Organism: Prosopis cineraria
Lineage: Eukaryota; Viridiplantae; Streptophyta; Magnoliopsida; Fabales; Fabaceae
Exons: 2
Coding region: 84-689 (201 amino acids)
Source: RefSeq, a predicted model, not a curated record
UUCAAUAUCACUAACACUAACAAAACACAUUCAGACCACUCUUUCUCUGAUCUCUCCCUCUCUCUCUCUCUCCCCAAAAAAUAAUGGAAGAUGAAUGCUUAUGCAGCCCUGUUAACUGGGAAAUCUACUUCCACCAAGAGGGAAUGGAGGAGCUGAAGUACGCAAUUUUGCAGACAAGGUUUGAGCUAGAUGCGACGAUUGUGUCUGGAAAAGAGGAGAUUGCGAGACGAGAAUGUGAGUUGAUGGAAGUCAAUGAAGCUCUAAGCAAAGCCAUGAAAGAGAGAGAUGAAUGGCUGGCGCAAUGCCAGAAGCUGGAGCAGGAAAAGAUUGAUGAUCAUGAUCAGCUUCAGCAGAAGAACAAGCGCAAGUACUGUUUGUCAUCAUCAGCAGAGGCUACUGCUUCUUUGUCAUCAAUAAUAUCAUCUGGUUUUUGUGAGGCUGAAGAUGAUGAAGAUGAUGAUGAUAAGAAGAAGAAGAAGAAGAAGAAGAAGAAGAAGAAGAAGAAGAAGGCGUUGCCGGAGAAAGGGAAGCUUCUGAAGGCGGUGAUAGAAGCUGGGCCUCUUCUCCAGACCCUUCUCAUGGCUGGAGGACCCCUACCUCAAUGGCAGCACCCUCCUCCUCUGCUUCACUUCAUUGACAUUCCACCAUUCCCAACUUCUUCUUCUAAUUACUUCCUGCCUUCAAAAUAAAGAUCUAAUCAUCAACUAACAAUGCGUCGGUAAAAUAUAAUAUAUAUAUAUACAUAUGUAUAUGUAUGAGGGAAAUAAAAUGGGGUAAGUUAGUUCCUGUUCAAAUAUGGAUGCGAAUUGAGGAAGCUUUUAAAGGUUAUGUGAUAGUUUUGUGUACACUGAGAUAGGUGCUACUGUAAGGUAAGAAAAAGGCUUCACAUAUUGGCAUUUUAUUUUUUGAGCUUAUACGAAGAUGUCAUCAAUUUGCUCAUCCAAUGCAUGUGUG